Purpureocillium lilacinum is the source of this 672-nucleotide messenger RNA. The record is from RefSeq and is a predicted model, not a curated record. Lineage: Eukaryota; Fungi; Ascomycota; Sordariomycetes; Hypocreales; Ophiocordycipitaceae.
AUGGAAGAGGGACGUCGACAUGAAAGGAAACGUCUUGGCGCCCCAUGCGUUGUUGUAGAACAGGCCCAGCAUAGCGGCGUACCAGAUAACAUACCCGAUCCAGGCGUUGAGCUGCUGCUUCAGGGGGAGCGCCAGGUACGUGCUCUGGAUGUACUGCCAAUCGAGCGAGAAGUUGAACAGCCCCAUGCCCUCGUUAGACGACGCGCCGCCGAAGACGGUCGAGAAGAUCUUGCGCGUAUUGGUUGGGGCGUUCAUAGACGCGAGGCAGAAGAUGGAGAUGCCGCCGAACCAUGUCACGAUGUACGCGGGGAAGAUCUCCCAGACGGCAGCGAUGCUGAGGGCCCAGCCAAACUUGAUCAGACGGUCACGGUUGGCGCGGCGGUCGAAGUGCAGGUUCUGGAAGAGCACCACCUGCGGCAGCGUCGUCCAGUAGACCAUCUCGGCGGGGUACACGAUCAAGGGUCGCAGCAAUCCGGCCAGGACGAAGCCGCAGAGCGAGAUGGAAAAGGUGGCCAGGACGGCGGUGGAGGCCGUGACGGCGCGGUCGUAGAAGAGCCGUUCGACGGCGUAGAUUUCCACUCCGGAGAGACCGUUGUUACCGGACGAGGCGAUGAGGGACGCGACGACGUGCUCCUUGAUCUGGAAAGGCUGUCCAAAGUUGAGGAAGCGUAG